Musa acuminata subsp. malaccensis (wild Malaysian banana) is the source of this 3891-nucleotide messenger RNA. Its product is annotated as tRNA ligase 1. The record is from RefSeq and is a predicted model, not a curated record. Lineage: Eukaryota; Viridiplantae; Streptophyta; Magnoliopsida; Zingiberales; Musaceae. Gene Ontology annotation, biological process: tRNA splicing, via endonucleolytic cleavage and ligation. Gene Ontology annotation, molecular function: RNA ligase (ATP) activity; ATP binding.
UCGGAAGUCCGUGGAACAACCGCCGCCUCGGCAUUGGAUGUCGAAAUUCUCGCAGGGGCGCUUCCUAAGCCUCCUGGCUCUCAACCUCCCCUCUCCCCCAAAACCCUUCUCGCCCUCGCCGUCCCUCAUCCUCCUCCUUCGCCGCCGCCUCCCCCUUUCACCGUCCCCGCCGGUCCCCCGUCGCUUCUUCGGAGCCUCGUCGACGCCGAUGGCCCAUCGGGGAAAGCAGACGACGCAAUGGAAGGAGAAGCAGCGGCCUGCAGCCGUGGGAUCUCCUCCCUCCUCACCAGUUACAGCGUCUGCAGUGGCCGAUGGAGUCGGAAGGUUGAGCAUUGCCGACAAUCCUGCUGCCCGUUCACUUCCGAUGCAGCUUGGUGGUGCACCGCUGUCGAACCAGGGAUCCGUGAAGAGCCAACAGAAGGGCUUGUGGAAACCUAAAUCCUAUGUGACUGCUACUAGUGCUGUGGCUGCUCCGGUUGAGAGCACCAUCAGUUCGGUUCCAACAGAGGAGGAGACGGGCAGUAGCGCCAACAACUUGAUGAAGCUGUUCAAGGGUCCCAUCGGUGCACAUUUUAACGUGGAUAAUAACACCUUCUCACACGCACAAAUAAGAGCUACGUUCUAUCCAAAAUUUGAGAAUGAGAAGUCGGAUCAGGAGAUCAGAAUAAGAAUGAUAGAAAUGGUCUCUCAUGGUCAAGCUACAGUAGAGGUGUCUCUCAAGCACUCUGGUUCCCUUUUUAUGUAUGCUGGUCAUCACGGUGGAGCUUAUGCAAAGAACAGUUUCGGAAACAUUUACACUGCAGUUGGUGUUUUUGUCCUAAGUCGAAUGUUUCUUGAGGCGUGGGGCACUGAAGCAGGAAAAAUGCAAGCACAAUUUAAUAAUUUUCUGGAGGAAAAUCGAAUCUGUAUAUCAAUGGAAUUGGUAACUGCUGUUUUAGGAGACCAUGGGCAGCGACCUCUCGAUGAUUAUGUUGUGAUCACAGCUGUAACAGAUUUGGGCCAUGGCAAGCCAAAAUUCUACUCUACUCCUGAGUUAAUUGCAUUCUGCCGGAAAUGGCGUCUCCCCACAAAUCAUGUUUGGUUGUUCUCAACAAGGAAAUCUGUCACAUCUUUUUUUGCUGCAUAUGAUGCCUUGUGUGAAGAAGGAACUGCGACAACUGUGUGUAAGGCUCUCAAUGAGGUGGCAGACAUAUCUGUGCCUGGGUCAAAAGAUCACAUAAAGGUGCAAGGCGAGAUCCUGGAAGGGUUGGUUGCCCGUGUUGUCAGCUGUGAUAGCUCAAAACAUAUGGAGAAAGUUCUGAAAGACUUCCCUCCGCCAGCAUUAGAUGGAGUUGGACUUGAUCUAGGACCAACUUUGCGAGAAGUGUGUGCUGCAAAUAGGUCAGAUGAGAAGCAGCAAGUUAAAGCACUCCUUCAAAAUGCUGGCACCUCUAUGUGCCCUGACUAUGCUGAUUGGUUUGGGAUUGAGGAGUCUGGUGUCCAUUCUCGUCAAGCUGAUCGAUCAGUCCUUUCAAAAUUUUUACAAGCUCAUCCUACUGACUAUGCAACAACAAAGUUGCAGGAGAUGAUACGCUUAAUUAGACAAAGGCAUUUUCCUGCUGCUUUUAAGUGCUACUACAACUUCCACAAAGUCAACUCCUUAUCAAGUGACAAUAUCCACUAUAAGAUGGUUAUCCAUAUCCACAGUGAUUCUGUUUUCCGAAGAUAUCAGCAAGAGAUGAGGAGAAACCGAGGAUUGUGGCCAUUAUACAGGGGUUUCUUUGUCGAUGUUAACUUGUUCAAAGUUGACAAAGAAAGAGCUACUGAUUUUGCAAAAGACAGUAAUUCUUUACUGAAGAAUAUUAAUGGCAACCUCGAGGCCAGUUCAUUAGUGGCAGAUGGUCUUGCAGAUGAGGAUGCAAAUCUGAUGAUCAAAUUAAAAUUUCUGACAUACAAGUUAAGGACGUUCUUGAUCCGAAAUGGUUUAUCUAUACUUUUCAAGGAUGGUCCGUCGGCCUAUAAAACUUACUAUUUGAGGCAGAUGAAAAUAUGGGGAACAUCAGCUGGCAAGCAGCGAGAGCUUAGCAAAAUGUUGGACGAAUGGGCUGUUUAUAUACGAAGGAAGUAUGGAAACAAACAGUUGUCGACAUCAACUUACCUUAGUGAGGCAGAGCCCUUCCUGGAGCAAUAUGCUACUCGAAGUCCACAAAACCAGGUAUUGGUUGGAGCGGCAGGCAACUUGGUUAGGACUGAGAAUUUAUUGGCUAUAAUAGAGGCAGGUAGAGAUGAAGAAGGUGACAUUCAUCAUGAUGUGGAAGCACCUUCAAGUCCCACUCAUGCAGCCAAGGAUACAGUUCUGAAAGAUGAGGGUCUUAUUGUAUUCUUUCCAGGUAUACCAGGCUGUGCUAAGUCUGCUCUAUGCAAAGAAAUACUGAAUGCUCCUGGUGGCCUCGGCGAUAACCGCCCUGUGCACAGCUUGAUGGGUGAUCUUAUAAAAGGAAGAUAUUGGCAAAAGGUUGCUGAUGAGCGUAAGAAAAGACCCUAUGCCAUAACUCUUGCUGACAAAAAUGCACCGAACGAGGAAGUGUGGAGGCAGAUUGAGGAUAUGUGCCGAAGUACAAAGGCCUCUGCUGUUCCUGUCAUACCUGAAUCCGAAGGAACUGAUUCUAAUCCGUUUUCACUUGAUGCUUUGGCUAUCUUCAUAUUUCGUGUACUUCAACGAGUAAACCAUCCGGGAAAUCUGGACAAGGCAUCUCCAAAUGCUGGUUAUGUUUUGCUGAUGUUUUACCACCUCUAUGAUGGCAAGAACCGCAGAGAAUUUGAAAGUGAACUAUAUGAACGUUUUGGCUCAUUGGUCAAGAUGCCUUUGCUCAAACCAGAUAGGAAUCCAUUACCUGAUCCUGUUAAGGAUAUACUAAAUGAAGGCAUAAAUCUUUACAGACUUCACACAAACAGGCAUGGAAGAAUGGAACCUGCCAAAGGCUCAUAUGCAAAAGAGUGGGCUCGUUGGGAGAAAAGGCUGCGAGAGAUUUUGUUUGGAAAUGCUGAUCAUCUUAACUCCAUUCAGGUUCCAUUUGACUACGCUGUGAAACAAGUCCUAGAGCAGCUGAAGGAUGUGGCAAAAGGCGAGUACAAGACCCCUGAUACUGAGAAGAGGAAGUUUGGUAACAUCGUUUUUGCUGCUGUCACACUGCCUGUCGGAGAAAUUAAAAACCUCUUGGAUAAGUUAGCGAAUGAGGAUCCAAAAGCCAAGAGUUUCCUUGAGGACAAAAGCUUGGUGAACAAUCUGAUGAAAGCGCAUGUAACGCUUGCCCAUAAAAGAAGUCACGGUGUCACUACUGUUGCUAGUUAUGGUGUCUUUUUGAAUCAGAAUCUCCCUGUUGAUUUUACGGCAUUGCUAUUCUCUGACAAGGUAGCUGCUUUAGAAGCACAACUGGGGUCGAUCAAUGGUGAAAAGAUAAACUCCAAAAAUGAGUGGCCUCAUGCGACGCUUUGGACUGCACCAGGCACAGCACCGAAGGAGGCUAAUACACUGCCUCAAUUGGUUUCCGAAGGUAAAGCAACAAGGAUCGACAUUGUACCACCAGUUACUGUAAGUGGUGAACUGGAUUUCUAUUAAGUGCUCUGACCAGGCUGCCCCCGCAUCUUGGUGCAAGAAUUGAACCACAAAUUAAUAAAAGGGAGAUUUCCGGAUGAGGCCUGUGGAUUCUGUACAAAGCAGAUAGAUGUUCUAUGCAAGUUGUUCGUUGCAGUUUUGUAGGGAAAUAAGAAAGAUGUUAUAGCCACGUAGUCCAAGAGCAUGUCCUCCUGGGUGUUGUGAUGUUUUGCUUUUAUUUAUCCCAUUAUUUUUAUGAGCUUGAAUUUUUGUAACACCGAGCUUCAGUUUCAACACAUAGGAUGUGAUUCUCAACA